GCCCCUGAGCCGCAGGGCCCCGGGGCUCGCCCCGCCGGCGGUCCCGCGCCCGGCCCGCGGCGGGGAGCCCGCGCUGCGGCGGAGCCCCGCGCCCUUCCAUCGCCGCCGCUCCGGCCACGGCGAGCGAGACCCACCCGAGCCCGCGGGCGCAGCGCGGAGCGGCCCCCGCGGCGGGCCGGGGACGCAUGCGCGGGGCUGGCGAGCCGCCGUGCCCGGGCGCGGAGCCCGCCGCUAACGGAGGGGAACGGGGCAAGGACUCCCAGCGCGCCCCCGGCGCCGCCGCCGACACCCCCAUGGGAUCAGAGCGGAUGGAGAUGCGCAAACGGCAGAUGUCUACGGCCCAGGAGACCCCAGGCUCUGCACAGGCACAAAACAACAUGGGAAAUCGAGGGUCCAAUGCCUGCUGCUUUUGUUGGUGCUGCUGUUGCAGCUGCUCAUGUCUUACUGUUAGAAAUCAAGAUGAAGAGAGAGCGAGAAGAGCAUCCCAUGAACUCCAAGGAGAGGGUAUUCCAAAUUGUGAGGAAAGUCCUGCUCCUACACUUGAAGAAGUAAAUGCCUGGGCUCAGUCAUUUGACAAACUAAUGCUUACGCCAGCUGGUAGAAAUGCUUUUCGCGAAUUUCUCCGAACCGAAUUCAGUGAGGAAAACAUGCUUUUCUGGAUGGCCUGUGAGGAAUUAAAACAAGAAUCCAGCAAAAGUGUCAUUGAAGAAAAAGCAAGACUAAUUUAUGAAGAUUAUAUUUCUAUUCUUUCUCCAAAAGAGGUCAGUUUGGACUCCAGAGUAAGAGAAGUUAUUAACCGAAACAUGCUGGAACCCUCACAACAUACCUUCGAUGACGCACAACUUCAAAUUUAUACCUUAAUGCACAGAGACUCCUACCCACGGUUUAUGAACUCUGCUAUUUAUAAGGACUUGCUUCGGUCCUUAUCUGAAAAAUCCAUUGAAGCAUAGGAUUCUUUCUUAAUGUAUUUAUUUUAAAACAAAUGGAACUCUGGGCUACAUCAGUCAACAGGGAAUUUAGAAUUAACCAGAUAUUUACCUGAAAAUAACUCAGGCAAGUUUUAAUACAGACUGAAUGUUUUAAAUCUGCACAAGGCUCUGACACUGUAGCUAACUACAGUUUCUCAUCAAAAUAAGUCUUACUUAAAGAGAAUGAAGAGAAAGAAGAUAAAAUGUUAAAGAAAAAGUAUUUUUUACAAUGAAGCAUGCAACUCAGACACAAAUUUCUUAUAAAGGGACGUAUUUCCAAAGUACAAUUGCCAAUUAAGCAUAAAAACUAAAUUUUAUUUUUAAGUGGAGUGCUAGAGUUGAAAGUCAAACGGGUUGCCCCAUCCAUACUGUGACCAAAAUAAAAACAGUUGUGCUGUCAAUAUCUGGGUUACCCUAGACUGAAGUUUCACAUUUCAUACAAGUCGUACCUGGCACAGGUACACUCCACUUGUUUUAGAAUACGUAUUUAACACACAUGCAGUGGGCUAAUGAAAAUGAGUAUGGCAACCUCAAGUUUAUGAAAGCUAAUGGUUGAAAUAAUGCUGCCUAUAAUUUUUUUUUUCCUGAAAAAGUGUUAUUUUACUACCAAGAAUCUGCUGAAAGCAUUUUUAAGUUCAUACCGUUGAUGUUUAUAAAUUAUUUACUUAAGGGAAGGAAGAGUCUGGGCAUUUAAAUUCUUAAAUAAAGCACAAGAAUUCUCA
Messenger RNA from Dromaius novaehollandiae (emu), 1690 nucleotides. RefSeq names its product regulator of G protein signaling 20 (gene RGS20). The record is from RefSeq and is a predicted model, not a curated record. Lineage: Eukaryota; Metazoa; Chordata; Aves; Casuariiformes; Dromaiidae. The coding region runs from base 186 to 950 and encodes 254 amino acids. The transcript has 5 exons.